CCGAAAGCCGCCAUCGGCUACGGACGCGACCGUAUCUAGCCCCUUACUGCGCGUCAAGGGCGUUUUUCAACAUGGCUGUAUCGAUAGGUGACGCGAUCAGAUGACAACGCGAUGCAAGUGAAAAGGACGGAGUGCGGUGGUGGUUGACUUUCGUGGAUGCUCUUGCGCUCGAGCUUGGCGUCCUCGGAUUCUGCCGACAACAACAUGAUGGGCGCAUACGUCACCGCGGCUACGCGACAUUCCAACACCGACACGUACUCCAGAGGUAAACUUGGAAUUUUUGUCACUUCAUCGUAUCAAUUCGCGGACUCGUGGAUAUCAUUGCCGUUACUUCUCUAGAUGAGUAAGCCCUGGAACAGGAUGCGUGGCCCUCGUUCCCAAGACUAUGCGCCUCUGCCGUUGAGCGAGAAGGAGCCUCUUUCGCACAGAUCUCGACGCGACCAACGGUCGAAAGGCUUGGGCAUAUGGGUUCUACGAGCACUCGGCGCAUGCGUAGUUCUAUACGGAGCCUCCAACCUCCUUAAUGUCUCCACCAACAAGUCCUGUGACAGCGUCAACGAAGGCUACCGCUGUAGCCCGAAGACGAGCCACUCCUGGGGUCAAUAUUCGCUUUGGUAUUCCGUACCCUCGGACAUCAACGUAGCGCCUCCGAAGGGCUGCGAAAUCACCUUCGCGAACGUCUUGUCCCGCCACGGCGGCCGCGAUCCCACUCUGGGGAAAACCCUCGCCUACCACAUCUUGAUCGCAGACAUCCAAAACACGAGCACAUCGUAUCCGAAAGAGUUCAGAUUCUUGAAGGAUUACGAUUAUACAUUGGGUGCGGAUGAGCUGACGGAUGCUGGGAGGCAGGAAAUGGUCAACUCAGGAGCUCACUUCUACCGCCGUUACCAGAAGCUCAUCGACGACAACGUACCAUUCGUACGCGCGGGCGGACAACACCGUGUAGUUGAGUCAGCUGAGAGGUGGCUUGCGGGUGUCGCGCAAUCACUUAAGGAAGAGCCGCGAAAGAUCGAUGUGGUGAUUCCAGAAGGGCCGAAUUGGAACAAUACUCUCUCCCACGACAUCUGUCCAGCAUUUGAGGGCGGUCCACAUCAUGGUCUCGGGGAUAGGGCGCAGCAUGUCUGGGCUGACAAGUUUGUGCCGCCGAUCCAACAGCGCAUCAACUCUGCUCUUGGAACGAACCUCAGCGCCACGUCCAUCGUGUACUUGAUGGACAUGUGCCCAUUUGAUACAUUGGCGCAUCCGUCAGCCAAGAUGUCAGACUUCUGCAGAAUCUUUACCGAAAAGGAGUGGCGUGAAUACGACUACUUCCAGACACUGGGCAAGUUCUACGGCUACGGCGUUGGCAACCCGCUUGGUCCGACUCAGGGCGUUGGAUACGUCAAUGAACUGCUGGCGCGACUAACGAACAAGCCUGUUGACGACAACACCAACACGAAUCGCACCCUAGACUCCGAUCCCAAGACAUUCCCCCUCGACCGCAAGGUAUACGCCGACUUCAGCCACGAUAAUGACAUUAGUGGUGUUUUGGCUGCGCUCGGCCUGUACAACAGAACGAAGCCGUUAUCGAACACCACUAUCGAGGAUACAAAGAAGACACAUGGUUAUUCGGCAGCAUGGAGCGUGCCAUUUGCAGCACGUCUCUACGUGGAGAAGCUGCAGUGUAAGCACGAGAAGGAAGAGUCAGUUCGUGUCAUUGUUAACGACCGCGUACAUCCAUUGGACUUCUGUGGUGGUGACAAGCAUGGCAGGUGUACGUUGAGUAAGUUUGUAGACAGCCAAAGCUUUGCAAGGAGCGGUGGCCUUUGGGAUCAGUGUUACGAGUAGAUGUCGCUGUUUAGCGCGUAUUUCAUACUGGCAUUCAGCAUUUGACCUUCAGCAUCGCAUCAGGAGCACAUCUGCAGCAUCGCAAUGUACUUAUCCAUUGACAUUGACACACUAUUAGAAGGGGCACUAGACGAGGUCAUGCCCACCCAAUUGUUUGUUAGACAAUGAACCUGGUU
This is a messenger RNA of Alternaria alternata, 2003 nucleotides long. Its product is annotated as acid phosphatase. The transcript has 2 exons. Gene Ontology annotation, molecular function: acid phosphatase activity. The coding region runs from base 361 to 1827 and encodes 488 amino acids. The record is from RefSeq and is a predicted model, not a curated record. Lineage: Eukaryota; Fungi; Ascomycota; Dothideomycetes; Pleosporales; Pleosporaceae.